UUCCUCAUAUGUUCAGCCUAUUAUGUAGGUUAACAAAACUCAAAUUGGUAAUCGUUUAUCUUAUGAUGUUCUCCGAGUGGAGUUUUGGAUGACAUCUAUGUAAAAAUUUAGAAUAAUUUUCUUCUUCAAUGUAUUUAUCAAAUAAUUUAGAAAGAAGUUGUGAACUAUAUCAUCACCAACUUUUUUAAUAGUACUUCCAAGUGUAUAAAUUGACUCGUAAGUACUUUUAGCUUAUUGCGGAAGUUCAAUAAGUUGUCACCUUCUGUUGCUCAUCAAAAACUCGCAUUUAAUGAAGAAGUUGAAUUGUUAAAUGAGACCAUUGAUUAAUAAAUGUUGCAAAACCCUCCAAUUUCCACCCACAAGACUGAAUAUUCAAGGUCAAUUCUACAACCUCCGAUACAUUUUUAAAGAAUGCAACGAACUGUUUCAAACUUCGAAGACUCAAUUUUUUAGAAGCGGGUUAUGAACCCAAUACAGUAAUAUUAGCCUAGUACUCACGAUCUCAAUACACGCAAUUUACAAAAACCUCUCAACACCUUCAAAACAGAAAAAAAAGAAGCUAUCACUUGUGAUUAUUCGAAUAAUCACAAGUGAUUUCACAUGGAUGCACAAUCGAAUAAAUUUCCAAAUGGCCAGAAAGAUGACAUGAAUACAGUUCACACAAAACAACAAAGUAAAACGCUUGGCAAGAGAUACAAACUCCAUAGCAAUUGCUCACACAUCUAUGAAAAAGGUGAAUGAGAAGAAGAAAGAGAUAUGGAGGCAUGAAUGAGUGGGUGCCGAGUUCCCUGGUGAGGCAGCAGCAAUGCUCUGGGUGUAGGGUUUUGCCGACGUUCUCUCCGAAGCUCCAUCGCCGCCGUGCUCAUGUCUGAUACCGUUGGGCAGCAGAGAGAGAGAGGUUCGGGUGAUGCGGGUUGCCUUGUGUACUCACUCCUACCCAGGGGAGCUUCAUUCGCAAGGUCGACUAGGCGAUGGUGCUCCAUCAGACCAUGACGCACUCUCAGGUGGGCUUGCCCAUCACCAGCAAUGCGUCAGCCAUGAGCUUUGUAUCUGGCUCGAACCAGAUUGGUGGCUAUUCGAGGAGUUUAGAGGCCUGGAGGUUUGAAAGUUUAUCAUUUUCGUCACAGGCGUUUAGAUUAGUAGCUCCAUCGGUGAGGCAAUUACGAGGGUUUAGCUGGCGAAGGCCCAAUGGAUUAGUAUGUCGGGCUAUGGGCGCAGCAUUUGGGAGCUCGGAUGUGAAUUCCUCGGGUCCAGUGUUUCCAAGGCUUGGUGUGCAAGACCCAUUCAAGCGGUUGGGAGUGAGCCAGGACGCUUCAGAGGAGGAGGUGCGCGAAGCUCGGAAUUACUUGGUUGAGCAGUACAAUGGUCACGAGAAGAGCCGAGAGGCGAUUGAGUCUGCAUACGACACGAUUAUCAUGCAGAGCUUUCGCGUGCGGAAAGCAUCUAAAAUGGAUUUGAAGAGUAACUUGAGGAAGAAGGUUGAGGAGUCGCCUCCGUGGGUGCGGGGGAUUGUGAACAUGAUCGAAGUGCCUAGUAAGACUAUCAUGGGACAACGAGCUGCCCUGUUUCUGUUACUUGGAGUGUGGAGUGUGUUCAACCCUGCAAAUGGAGGGCCGGCUUUUCAGGUUGCCAUUUCGCUAGCGGCAUGUGUGUACUUUCUCAAUGACAGACUCAAGAGCGUCGCCAGAGCAUCCGUGCUUGGAGUGAGUGCUUUGGUCUUAGGCUGGGUUUUGGGUUCGGUCUUGAUGCCAGUGAUUCCCAAGCAGAUUCUUCCCAAGUCUUGGUCGUUAGAACUCAGCACAGCUCUUGUCUCCUACAUCUUUUUGUGGUUUUCGUGCACAUUUUUGAAGUAGAGCGACAUUGUGUGCGUAGUGGGUAUUUGGAUAGAGUGAGGGGAAAGAAGAGGGGAGGGACACACAUAUAUAUAUAAGCUCAUUCGCAGAAAAGAGGCUCGAUGCCUGCAUUCAUACUCCGACGCUGUAAAGUAAACAGGCGUUACCUGGUCGUUUCAUGUUUAGGUCUGCAGGGGUCUACAGAGGUCGAACAGAAUUCGAGAUGAUUCUAAGAUAAGAAUAAAUUGUACGGAGGAGGCUUGCCGCGAUUUUCAUUUAGUAGCAUAAUGACAUAGUUGCUGAAUUAAUGAGUUAUUGCCAAUUCUGAUUUUAGAGUCUUGCGGAAACUCGUUUUGGAAUUCUUUGUAAGAAUGCUACUUAUCUGGUAGUAAAAUUUGAUGUAGCGCAAAUCACUUGUCCUAUUUUAAAGUAAACGAUUUACAGGCA
Messenger RNA from Physcomitrium patens, 2279 nucleotides. Its product is annotated as protein CHAPERONE-LIKE PROTEIN OF POR1, chloroplastic. Lineage: Eukaryota; Viridiplantae; Streptophyta; Bryopsida; Funariales; Funariaceae. Gene Ontology annotation, cellular component: chloroplast membrane. The record is from RefSeq and is a predicted model, not a curated record.